AUGCGCUCCCAACUUGUGUGGGAGCUAAUCACAGACUAUUCCACUGGCGGAUGGGAAGGUUGGGAUACUCAGUACUGGGUAUUCCAUGGGCUCGCCCAGUUGUCGAGCCGAUGUGACUUUGAGCUAAUCCCCAGGGUUGACGACAUCCUACGGGCUAAGAGCAAUGAGCGCCGUCCCGGCUUCUUGUCAUAA
Molecule: messenger RNA, 192 nt
Organism: Penicillium daleae
Lineage: Eukaryota; Fungi; Ascomycota; Eurotiomycetes; Eurotiales; Aspergillaceae
Exons: 1
Coding region: 1-192 (63 amino acids)
Source: RefSeq, a predicted model, not a curated record